Daktulosphaira vitifoliae (grape phylloxera) is the source of this 4670-nucleotide messenger RNA. Its product is annotated as protein suppressor 2 of zeste-like. Gene Ontology annotation, molecular function: promoter-specific chromatin binding. The transcript has 9 exons. Gene Ontology annotation, biological process: negative regulation of transcription by RNA polymerase II. The record is from RefSeq and is a predicted model, not a curated record. NCBI's taxonomy places the organism in Eukaryota, Metazoa, Arthropoda, Insecta, Hemiptera, Phylloxeridae. Bases 954 to 4064 code for a protein of 1036 amino acids. Gene Ontology annotation, cellular component: PRC1 complex.
UGUAUCACAAGGUAGAUAAACUUUUAAACACUUGUAAGUGCCGUUGUGAUCUUACAGCACAGGUAUGUCAACACGUGCUAAAUCGACGGUUGACUACAGUGAUGAUAAUGUCAGAGACGUUAAAGUGUUAAGUCGAUGUCCCGUACGUAGGAUUGAAAUAGGAGAAAAAAAAACAUUGUGGUUCCAUGGGAACGACCGCCACCGUCGUCAUGGGUGUUGGUCACGGUGUAUGUGUGCGUGUUGUGUAUGUGCAUAAUGCCGCGAACGGUAGUCUGUAAUCUCUCUAUAGUACCUGCUGGUCGCUGCGUGCAGUCCAUUCAUUCUGUACUACUAUUGCGGAACGGUCGUUGAAUUUAAGAAAAAAACUAUGAAAUAUAUACAUCUUACCCUUGCCGUGUCAUUCGCCGAAAACUAUUUUUUUUUUUUUGCUACACAUGAGCGCCACAUCUCUUUCGAACACAUGCAGUUUAAACCGCCAAUUCGAAUCGUGCUAGAGGUUACAAUAAUAAUAUCAGAUAAUAAUGAUAAUGAUGACUACGAACGACCACCACGUGUAAUUACGGUCCUAUUUGUAAGUUUAACGGACCAAGACGCCGUCCUGCAGCGAGUCUAUUAUCAUACACAUCAAUUGCCCGAAUUAAAUUCAUCACGGAGGCGGUGGGGAUCGUACGGUCCGUACACGUUGUACAAAUAGUGUUUGGUUUAAAGAACUUCUUGCGUUUAGUCCAUUAUUUUUUGUUUCUAUUUUGCCGUAAUACAUUUUAAUGAACGCGACGUCUAUUCAACGACCGGGUCGUUAUCGUUGAAUACCUUAGGCUAACUGUCGUAUUAGACCACUACAGUUUAUUGUGUACGCGGUAUCGAUUCUAGUAGAAAUGCCAAAUGAACAAUGAUUGUAAUUAAUAUGAGAAAGCUGUUGCGGCGUGUCGGCGGCGACGUCACGGUUUUUUGUAAUGAGCGGUUUGGGUGGUGACAUUUGGAGUGGGAUGAUUUAUGUGCUCGCAGCAAUUUUUAGAAGGAGAGGAACACGCAGCAGUUAUCCGAGUGCCGCCGCCUCCCACGCGGCCGGAACCAUGAAGGAAUCACGGCAGAAACUGCAGUUGAAAGACCUGAACCCGCACUUGCUAUGCGUCCUGUGCGGCGGUUAUUACAUUGAACCUUCCACCAUAGUCGAGUGCUUGCAUUCGUUUUGCCGUUCGUGCAUCGUCAAGUACUUGGAGACCAACCGGUUCUGUCCGAUAUGCGACGUCCAAGUGCACAAAACCAAACCCCUUUUGAGCCUAAGGAGAGACGAGAUUUUAGAAAAACUCGUUUACAAAAUCGUUCCUGGUCUGUAUGCCAAAGAAAUGGCAAGAAGAUCGGCGCCCAAAAAAGAAUUGUACCUAUCACCUGAUGACCACGUGAGUCUGGUGUUGGACUACCAAAUGGAAGACGAAUGUACCCAAGCGAAUGAUAAUGAUAAAGUACAAGAACAAAACAAGACAUCUGCCUCUGAGGCCAUAAAGGCUGCACAUAGAAAGUAUCUCAAUUGCCCCGCUGCUGUUACGGUAGAACAUUUAAAAAAGUUCAUUGUUAUCAAGUACUAUUUGACAGAUCAACACGAGGUUGAUAUUUUUCAUUCAAAUGAAAGUUUACCAGACGAAUUGACUCUGAUAGAUGUUGCAUACUGUUUCGAAUGGAAACAGACAUCGCCAAUGGAACUAUGUUUCAAAAUUCUCGAAAAGUCAACAAUAGCUAUUCCCAUCGUCGAAGAAGAAGAGACCGUUGAAGAUGUUGAUAUCGAAGAAGAUGUAAACAGCGUAGCUUCAUCACUACCUUUUAUGUCUUCUAAAAGUGUUUCUGAAUGUGACGAAACAUCAAAUGCUAGCUUAGACUCUAAACCACUGAUUGAACGACUGAAUGAGUGUGAUCAAAAAUCUCCUAUUACCAAAAGAAAACGAAGAGCUCGUGAAUUUUAUGACGAGGGUCCAGUGUCCAAGAAGAGUUUAUUUGACAGUCUGUUUUUAAGUGCUAAAAAUAAUAACAAUAUUGAAAAGUUCAUAGAGGACGAAAAAGACUUUCAAGAAUCUGAUGAAGAUUACUCAAAGUACGAGCAGGAUAUCGAGGAAAUCAUCGAAGACGAUGAAGAAGACGAAGAUACUGGUCGUCUUAGAAUAUCAUCGAAUAAUUCUGAAGAAGAAGAAUUAAUCGAAACCGCUAGUCAAAUGUUUGUUAUUGAAGACGUUGAAGAAGAAAAGCGCCAAAAAAAGGAUAAACAUUCUAGACAUGAAGGUAGUAGGAAUAAAAAGAAAAGCAAAAAGGGUAAACAUCAUCACCAUCACAAACGAAGAUCGCCGCCAGAGUCACCUCCACCUUCAGCGACCAUUGUACACUCACCAGAUCGCGACAUUAUGAAGCUAAAAGUAAAAUUGAACACUCUUCCAGGAUAUCGUCAUAAGGAAGAAAAACACCAUAGACAUAGCAAACAUCAUAAUGGUACAGCUUCGCCUAACUCUUCUAUAGUUUCUUCUCCAGCCCGUUCUUCAUUCAAAGAAGACGAUUCACAAGUAUCCGAAUUAUCAAGUGAUAGUAUUAUUAUGCUGAAAGAUCCACCAAAGAAAUUUACUGAUGAAAACAAAGUUCUAAAAACAAAUGAAGUAAAACCCAAAGAAAUUCAAGAAAAGAAGGUUGAAAAAUCAGCUUCUGGUACCAAGACAUCUUUACAUUCUUCGAACCAUCGUUCUCCCAAAACAGCUGACGAACCACCAAAAACAACAUCUAUCGACCAAAAAGAAGCGGUACUACAAUUACGUAGUAGCAAACAAAAAUCUGCUGUUAAACCGCAAAAUGACCAACUCCAUCAACAAGUGAUUAAAACCAAGGAAAUAUCAAGCUCUAGAGAAAUGUCACCAAAAAUGUUGAUAAUGCCUCCAUCCUCCAUUACGGUCAGCAUCAUCACUGCAGAAGAAAAAAUGAAGAUGGAAAAGGACAAAACUCUGAUGUUGUCAGGAGGCCAUGAUAUGGAAAGCAAACGACCUUCACUUGAGAUUGUACGAGUCAAUGGUCCACCCUCUUCUCCUACAGCUGAAGUUCCUGUAUCUAAAGUUCCAAACUCUAUUACUCAUCAUAAUUCAAAACUAGAAAAUCCUCUACAAUCGGAGACGAAACCAAAGACUAAGAAACCUGUUCCUGCAGUUAUUCCGAUCAAAUCAGCCAAACCUUCUAUAACCAUAAUACCUCAAAACCGAAGCCCAAGCGGUGCUAAUAACAAUAACAACACAAUGAAACAAGAAGACUUAAAAAGUAGUGUGACCAUAUCAUUGGAAAAUGGUACAACGCAACAACAAAGUGACGCUUUAGAUCUAUCAGGAAAAUCGACUCGAAAAGAUAACUUACCCUAUGCUAUUCAUAACGGAAAUAUGUCACCUGCCCAUUUCAAUGGUCAGUACGAUCAUCCGGGAAGUAUGCGUAAUUUAUUGACUUUGUCUGAUACAGCCGCUCAUAUCCGAAGCAUGAUGUCACCAACGGGCCAAGAAAAUAGUCUUAAGAAACGUUUUUCUCAAAACCAAAAUGGGUCAUCGUCACCCAAAUGGUCUGCAUCGUCAAACGGAACGAAUCUUCCACUUAGAAUACCAGUUCCACCUAUGCCAUCAUUUAAAUCGCAACACUCCAGUAAUAAAAAUCUAAUGGCUGUUGCCAAAAAUUCUGUUACUCGUAUAAACGAGUCGUCGAAACCAAAGCAUGGUCCUCCCAAUCAAGGAGUUCGGCAUAUACCUAAUCCGUCAGUACUACUAUUCCGACAACACCAGCAACAAUUGGUGCAGUUUGCAGCGGCCGCAGCUGCUGCUGUAGCGGCAGGUCAACAGCGAACUACAAUGCCACCACAACCUUUGUCCCAACCAUCAAAUUUAUCACCACAUCCAAAUGGUAUGCCUGGAGCCAUUCCAUUGCAUACGAUACGCAAAAUGGAAAACAUGACCAAGAACAUAGAAAAAGUAGCUGCGGGAUUAUCAGUUAAAGCCAGUGCGUUAUAUAAACAAAGUUUUAUGGAAAAUGGAAGAACACGAGUAGAACUACCUAGUUAGGGAAAUUAUACGAACGUAAAACCGUUUAGUUGCUAAAAUGUAUUUAUAUAUAUAUAUAUAUAUUAUUUAUUAAUAUAACAAAUUCCUAUUUUUUAUUUAAGUUCUGUUGUAUAAAUAUUGUUUAUAACUAGUAUAGUCGGAACAUAUCUACUGUACUAUGUGCCGGGCAAGUUGCAAUAUUUAAAAAAAACAGUAAAAAACAGUUUAGACGUAUAACUUAUAGCUUAUUAGUCACGUCAGAAGCGACUAUUGUAUAUAUAUCAUUAUGGUACAAAAUGUUAUUUAUUACAGUUUUCUUUUAAUACAUUAUCUUUAAUUCGUUUUUGAGUUGUCUUAUUUGUAGCCAUAGACUAUAGACUGCAGACUAGUUAAUAUUUAUUAUUACGAUUACUUAUGGACGGAUGUUAGUCGUCGAGUUAUAGUAAAAUUAUUGAAAUAUGUUUAUAUGAAAAUCUAUCUAUGAAAUUAUAUGUGUAUCUAUUAUUAAAAAUAAUUAGAUAGUAGAAGUUAUAUUCUCUUUAGUUGUAAUUUAAUAAUUGAAUUAUCAUUGUAAACGUUUUAAAAAUAUUGUUGAGUGUAUAUAUCCAAUAAACGAUUACGAGGUAU